This is a messenger RNA of Halteromyces radiatus, 4797 nucleotides long. Its product is annotated as glycogen debranching enzyme. Gene Ontology annotation, molecular function: amylo-alpha-1,6-glucosidase activity; 4-alpha-glucanotransferase activity. Gene Ontology annotation, biological process: glycogen catabolic process; glycogen biosynthetic process. The transcript has 8 exons. The record is from RefSeq and is a predicted model, not a curated record. Lineage: Eukaryota; Fungi; Mucoromycota; Mucoromycetes; Mucorales; Cunninghamellaceae. Bases 118 to 4668 code for a protein of 1516 amino acids.
AAAACAAACCUCACGACAAUUCAAACUUUUACAUUGAUUCAUCAAGUCUUCUCUUUUUGUUAUACGUUGACUUUUUGGCCUUUAUUAUUAGUCAACUAUUAUUACAAGUCAAUUCAAAUGCCAAAAUCAGCAACUAAAGAAAAUGAUCAAGAUGCUAUUCCUCUUCUUUUUACUUUGACUUUGGCUGAUGAUGGUGCACCUACUGCUGAUAAAAAGUAUAUUCGUAUUCCGCCUUCUUAUCGUAUGACUCUUAUGAGAUGGAUCUUACAACCUGGAACAUUAGCUGCUAUUAAUCAAGCCAUCUUAUUCACCAAUUAUCCUGAAAAAGAUAAACCAUUCGAACGUCAUACUUUCCAUGCAAUCAAAUUUAAUCAAGAUCCUCAAUUACUUUGUGCUUAUUGUGAUCUUCUAUUGGAUAGACCUGGUGUUUAUGAAUAUUAUGUCAAGUAUGGUCCUGAUUUGAAGAAUACUAGUUCAAGUUCAGGUAGAUGGGUAGUUGAACCACAUAUUAUUACUCGAUCAGAUGAUUCUCUUUUGCCAAUGGAUGCGUUGAUGAUACAAUCAGUGGUACCAAAAUGGAUGGGACCUAUUUCGGAUUGGGAUCGAUAUUUCAACUUUAUUCAGUAUGCUGGUUACAAUAUGAUUCAUUUCGUUCCUAUGCAACAACGCGGUACUUCCAACUCACCUUACUCUAUUGCUGACCAAUUGACUUUUGCUGAUGAUCUUUUUGACAAUCCUUCUUCUGUUUCUUCUGAACAACGUGCUACCUUGGUGAAAAAGACAUUGAAACAUUUGGAACAAACUCAUGGAAUACUUUCUUUAUCUGAUAUUGUUUGGAAUCAUACCAGUAAUGAUUCUGCUUUUUUAUUGGAACAUCCUGAAGCUGGUUAUAAUCUUCAUAAUUCUCCUCACCUUGUUCCUGCUUAUGAAUUGGAUACCGCUCUUGUUAACUUAUCAGGCGAACUAGACCACCUUGGAUUAAAAUCGACUAUUGAAAGUGAAACAGACGUGAACCUUAUUAUCGAUUAUAUCAAGCAUCAUACUUUUCCUGACCUUAAACUUUAUGAAUAUAAAAUACUAGAUGUAUCCAAAUGUGUGGCUUUAUUCGAACAACGAUUGAUCGACAAGGAUGCAACUGGUGUCAACGUAAAAAAAUAUCGAGAUCAGCAAGUGCAUCUUCUCUCCUUGAAGCAGCAAGCCGCUUUCGUCAUCGAUAAGAAAUGGAUCAGCAAUGGUAAACCGGGUACUCGAUUUCCCAAGCAAUUGGAUCUUCCAUCCAUUAUUUCAUUUAUUUUGGCCGUCAAUCAAUUGGAUGAUAUCAAUGAAACGUCAAAACAUGAUAUUGAACAAUUAUCUAAAAGUUUACAAAUUCUUUUGGAUGAAUGUAAUUUACCCUGGUACAAGGAAUAUGAUCAAGAUGUAUGUAUUGCUUUAGAUAAUAUCAAGAAUCGUAUGAUCUUUACUCGAUUGGCCGAUAAUGGUCCUCAUUUAGGUCCCAUAAGCAAAAGCAAUCCUUUGGUAGAAACUUAUUUUACUCGACUAGAACAAUCCAAAUCAUCUCAUCCUCCCGGUAGUUUUCAGUUGGCAAACAAUGGUUGGAUAUGGAAUGCUGAUCCUUUGGUAGAUUUUGCUGGACCUGGAUCAUCUGCUUAUCUACGUCGACAAGUUAUUAUUUGGGGUGAUUGUGUGAAACUUCGUUAUGGUUCUGGACCUGAAGAUAAUCCUUGGUUAUGGCAACAUAUGACGUGUUAUACAAAGCAAGUAGCAAGUAUGUUCCAUGGUAUUCGUAUUGAUAAUUGUCAUUCUACUCCAAUGCAUGUGGCUGAAUAUCUGUUGGAUGCUGCUCGCAAGAUUCGCCCUCAUCUUUAUGUUUUGGCUGAACUAUUCACAGGAUCCGAAGAAAAAGAUAAUGUAUUUGUGUCGCGACUUGGCAUUCAUGCAUUGAUUCGAGAGGCUAUGCAAGCUUGGGAUACUCAUGAGCUAUCGCGAUUGGUUCAUCGUCAUGGUGGAAAACCUGUGGGUAGUAUGGAUGAAGAUAUGACUUGGAAACUAGUGACUUAUGAUGGUGAACUCAAAGAUAUUCAAUAUGUACAACGAAUACCUGUCUCACAUGGUAGUUCUCCCCGUGCUCUCUUUAUGGAUUGUACUCAUGAUAAUGAAACUCCAUUACAAAAACGACUUGCUCAGGAUGCAUUGCCUAAUGCAGCAGUGGUGGCUUUCUCAGAUUGUUCCAUUGGAAGUGUGAAAGGAUAUGAUGAACUCUACCCACGACUUUUAGAUGUUGUUGGUGAAAAACGACAAUAUGCGGAACCGGAUACAGGCAUUGGUAUUGUUGAAAUCAAACACAAGUUACAACUACUUCAUUUGCAAAUGUCUCUUCAAGGUUAUGGUGAAGUUCAUGUUCAUCAAGAAAAUGAUUAUCUUUUAGUACAUCGACAACAUCCUGGUUCCCAAGAUGGGUAUCUUUUGAUUACACGAACAGCAUUCUCCAAUAAUGCAAGUACUGGCAUCUCUCCUAUUAUUUUACGUAAAUCUCAAGCUGAAUUUGUUUUUGGAGCUUCUCUCAAGGUGGAUGAUCUGAACGUCAAGAAUGAUGCAUUCCUUACUGGAUUACCAAGUCAUGUAGAUCCUCUACCUGCUCCUGCAUUAGUAUCAAAACAAGACGAAAAAGGGGAAUACAUUCAAGUGGUAUUGGAUGAUGAUAAAUUCACUCCUGGAUCCAUCAUGAUAUUGAAAACAUCCAUCGGUAAUCUAUAUGAAGAAACGAAACGAAUGGUGACUCAACUGGAUAAUGAUGUGAUCAAGGGUUUGAAUUUGGUGGAUAUCAAUGUUGCGUUGUACCGCUGUGAAGGGGAAGAAAUGGAAUAUACUGGUGGUGAUGGUGUCUACGAAUUUCCUGGCUAUGGUAAACUAGUGUAUGCUGGUUUGCAAGGAUUCAUGACUGUUCUUGAACCUAUUAUUAUCAACAAUGAUCUUGGUCAUCCUGUGUGCGACAAUUUACGACAAGGAAAAUGGGCAUUGGAGUAUGUGGUUCAUCGUCUGGACAAGUAUCUACCUCAAUACCCUCAUCUACAAGGCUUGAGAGAUUGGCUUGAUUCUCGUAUGGAAAAAGUGAAGGAUAUGCCAGACUUUUUGGUGCCAAAAUAUUUUGCUAUGACUAUCCAAACUGCUUACAACAAGAUAUAUCAACAUGCUCUUUCUUUAAUGUCUCCUUUGGUACAACAUGAUCUCUUCCUACAACAAUUGGCGAUGACGAGUGUGCAAUUACUUGGUCAAGUACCUUCGACUGGACUCCAUCCAACUGAAUCCAAUCCAUCCUUGGCAGCAGGACUUCCUCAUUUUACCAAUGGACCUUUCCGUACAUGGGGUCGUGAUGUAUUUAUUUCUCUUCGUGGACUUUUGAUGGUGACUGGACGAUUCAAAGAAGCCAAGGCACAUAUCCUUUCCUUUGCAGGAUCACUCAAGCAUGGCUUGAUUCCCAAUUUACUGGAUUCGGUACGACAACCACGAUACAAUGCACGUGAUGCGGUAUGGUUCUUUACACAAGCUAUUCAAGAUUAUUAUAACAUGGCGCCAGAUGGACAUGACAUUUUGAAUGAAAAGGUAUUACGUCGAUUCCCAAAGGAUGAUCGUUUUGUGCCUGUGGAAGAAGGAUAUCAAUACACCAGUACUAUUGGGGAGAUCAUUCAAGAGAUCUUGGAACGACACGCUCAAGGUAUUCAUUUUAGAGAAUACAAUGCUGGCCCAGCCAUUGAUCGUCAAAUGUCGGAUGAAGGAUUCAAUAUUGAUAUCGAGGUAGAUUGGAAAACUGGUUUGUUGGUUGGUGGCAAUGCAUUCAAUUGUGGCACAUGGAUGGAUAAGAUGGGUGAAAGUGAAAAGGCUCACAACAAAGGUUUACCUGGUACUUCUCGGGAUGGUGCACCUAUUGAAAUUUCCGGUUUACUAAAAAGUACAUUACGUUGGAUCAUUGAACUUGAAAAGGCUGGGCGUUUCAAAUGGACUCAAGUGAAAGCUCAGGAUGGCAAGAUAAUUCUUUACAAAGAUUGGAAUCGUUUAAUUCAAGAUAAUUUCGAAAGAGUGUAUUAUAUACCAAAAGAUCCUGCUGAUGAUACCAAAUAUGAUGUGGAUCCCCGUAUAGUGAACCGACGAACUAUCUAUAAAGAUGUAUGGAAAGCAAGCAAACCAUAUACGGAAUAUCAAUUACGUCCCAACUUUUGUAUUGCCAUGGUGGUAGCACCUGAAUUAUUCAAUAAACAACAUGGUCAACUUGCUCUUCAAUUAGCCGACACAACCAUCAAAGGACCUUUAGGAAUGCGAACACUUGAUCCCUCGGAUUUGGAAUAUCGACCCUAUUACAACAACAGUGAUGAUUCCGAUGACAUCAAGGUGGCGAAGGGACGCAACUAUCACCAAGGACCCGAAUGGUUAUUUUGUACCGGUUACUUUUUACGUGCGUGUCUCCUCUUCAACGCUUUGACCCCUUCUCAGGUGGCACGGAUCCUUUGCAAUCAUCGUGAUGAAAUCAAGAAGAAUCCCUGGCGUGGUUUGCCUGAAUUGACCAAUAAGGAUGGUGCUCCUUGUUGGGACUCAUGUUUUACUCAAGCCUGGUCAUCAUCGACGUUAUUAGAUCUAUUUUAUGAUAUGAUUGAAAAAAAAAGUUUUGUGUAGUGUAGUAUAGUAUAAUUCAUAGUUUUUAGUUUAUCCUCAUUUCUUCUCCUUGAUUUCGCAUGUACUUUUUUUUUUUUUGUAUCUCAAUAUGAUACCACAUAAUAAAUGCACAUUUCAUGUCAGUUUUUU